GGAAGUUGACACUGCGAGACCGAGACACUGAGACCCCGCCCCAUCCUAGAUCCGAGUCGCUCCGGGAAGACUAAACGGAAGUCUCUGUGUUCCUAUAGAAAGCUGGCUAGGGGCGAGGGGUGUCAUGGCCGCGGACAGUGACGAUGGUGUGCCUUCAGUUCCAACGCCCUCUGACGGUGGUGUCAACAGAACCACACAAUCUGCAGAGGAGUUUGUAGUUCGGGUUCCCGUGGUAGAUGUGCAGAGUGACAACUUCAAGGAGAUAUGGCCGUCACUCUUGCUAGCCUUAAAGACAGCUAGCUUUGUGGCGGUGGACACGGAGCUGAGUGGCCUUGGGGAUAGGAAGAGUCUGCUGAACCAGUGCAUCGAGGAACGUUAUAAGGCCGUGUGUCAUGCUGCCAGGACCCGUUCUGUCCUGUCCCUGGGCCUCGCCUGCUUCAAGCAGCAACCAGAUAAGGGUGACAGUUCUUACUUGGCUCAAGUGUUCAAUCUCACCCUACUGUGCAUGGAGGAGUACGUUAUAGAACCGAAGUCGGUGCAGUUCCUGGUACAGCAUGGCUUCAACUUCAACCGGCAGUAUGCUCAGGGGAUCCCCUACCAUAAAGGCAACGACAAGGGAGAUGAGAGCCAGAGCCAGUCAGUACGGACACUGUUCCUUGAACUAAUUCGAGCCCGGCGGCCGCUGGUGCUGCACAAUGGGCUUAUAGACUUGGUGUUCCUGUACCAGAAUUUCUACGCUCACUUGCCUGAGAACUUAGGAACCUUCACUGCUGACCUGUGUGAGAUGUUCCCAGCAGGCAUUUAUGACACCAAAUAUGCUGCAGAGUUCCACGCUCGAUUUGUGGCUUCCUACUUAGAAUACGCUUUCCGGAAAUGUGAGCGCGAAAAUGGGAAGCAGCGGGCAGCUGGCAGCCCACAUGUUGCCCUGGAAUUCUGCAGCUAUCCUUCUAGCAUGAGAGGCCACAUUGACUACCGCUGCUGUAUGUCCCCUGUGAGCUGCCGUCGUUCUCAUACCACUGGCAUCUGUGACAAGUUCUCGGCCUAUGGCUGGUGCCCUCUAGGACCACAGUGUCCUCAGUCACACGAUAUUGACCUUAUAAUUGACACGGAUGAGGCUGUGGCAGAGGACAAGCGGAGACGGCGGCGACGUAAGGACAAACGGAAGAGGGCUUUGCAGAGUCAACCAGGGACACAGAACUUGGAGGAAGCUGAAGAUGGUCCUCCCACAAAGCAGGUCUGUGAAGAUAGCCUCAAGACUGAGAAAAUUGAACAAAAAGUGGCAGAAGGUGAUCAGCUUGGCUCCACACAAGGUCACAAAGAUAGCCUGGAGAUGGCGUGUAAGAGGACAGCUGAUGUGCCUACCUCAGAGCUGCUGGUGAACCAAGCCAGUCCUAAUCCUGUACCCGGGGAUGGGCUACACCGUGCUGGGUUUGAUGCCUUUAUGACAGGUUAUGUGAUGGCCUAUGUGGGCCUGAGCAAGGGACUUCAACUCUGUAGCUCUGAACCUUGGCUUCCUGAAUGUCACAACAAGGUAUAUCUAAGCGGCAAAACUGUGCCCCUCACAGUGGCCAAGAGCCAGUUUUCCCGUCCUUCCAAAGCCCACAACCAGAAGAUGAAGCUGGCUUGGGGCAGCAGCUGACUCCAGUAUCUGCCUGUGUUUGUCAUCCCAGGAGCCUACAUAGUGAAUUCUAAGUCGGGCAGAGCUAUGUAGCAAAAUAGUAUUUCAAAUAGAAGUCAUUUGAGUCUUUACUCUAUGUAUGUCCAUUUAACUGCUUACAGAGUUGACAAGCAGGUCCUGGCAGACACAGUACUGUUUUCUUUGUAAACUCAGAGGGUACAAAUAAGGCUAACUAGCACCUGCAACAUCAACUUUAUUAUUUUUUUAAUCUGAAAGUGUUUUGGGGAAAGUUUUUUUU
Messenger RNA from Rattus rattus (black rat), 1916 nucleotides. It is a transcript of the gene Toe1, whose product is annotated as target of EGR1, exonuclease. Bases 125 to 1639 code for a protein of 504 amino acids. The transcript is spliced from 9 exons. Gene Ontology annotation, molecular function: 3'-5'-RNA exonuclease activity; snRNA binding; metal ion binding. Gene Ontology annotation, biological process: snRNA 3'-end processing. Gene Ontology annotation, cellular component: Cajal body; cytoplasm. Lineage: Eukaryota; Metazoa; Chordata; Mammalia; Rodentia; Muridae. The record is from RefSeq and is a predicted model, not a curated record.